GGCGUGCUCCUGGGUUCCAUAGAACAGUGGCGCGUUUGGUUGUGGAUUCCCCCCGCAGUAGAAGGGGAUGGUGUGAGCCGGGAGGGGAGGAUUCCAGGGCUGCAGACAGUGAAGAGGGAUUAGCAGGGCAGAAUGAGUGACGGCAAUCAGAACCCGGCCGCCGUUCCCACCCUAUUGCCGGACGUGCAGGGGGAUGGACGCUGGAUGUCUGUGCACAAUCACUUUGUGUCCAGCAGCAAGGACAAGGAGCCGGAAGUUGUGUUCAUAGGAGACUCAAUGGUCCAGCUGCUCCAUCAGUUUGAGAUCUGGCGAGAGCUCUUCUCCCCUCUGCACGCCCUGAACUUUGGAGGGUUGGGUGAGGGCACCCAGCACGUGUUAUGGAGAAUGGAGAACGGGGAACUGAAACACAUCAAACCAAAGAUUAUCGUGCUUUGGGUGGGCACAUUCAACCAGGGACACACCGCGGAGCAAGUUUCGGGGGGCAUCCAGGCCAUCGUUCGAUGCAUGCAGGAGAGGCAGCCUCAAGCUAAGGUUGUGGUGCUGGGUUUGCUGCCACGAGGGAAGAACCGGAACGCCUUGAGGGACAGGAACAAGCAGGUGAAUGAGCUGCUGACUGAGGCCAUGCCCUCGAUGCCCAACGCCAUAUUCCUGGACGUGGAUCCCGGCUUUGUGCAUUCCGAUGGUACCAUCAGUCACAACGACAUGUAUGAUUACCUUCACUUGAGCCGCCAGGGAUAUGCUCGCAUCUGCCAGCCUCUGCAAAAAGCACUGCUGCAGCUGUUAGAGGGCAGAGGGGUGCCAACCCGAGACUAGCGAUCAGGGGCCAAAUGGUUAUCUAGAAUUGGGAAUAACCUGGAAUACCAGAGGAGGGCGAGACAGGUUCUCUUAAAGGCUUCCCUCUUAUACUUCUCCAAAGAUAAGGUUGAAGGGAAUAUGGAAGCAAUCCUGCCUGGGUAAGAGCAGUGCAAUAACGUUCUCAUUCCACCAGGGGGUGCUGUCUUCCCAAGUUAACACUUAAUACCCACUGCCUGCGGGGAGGACAGGAAACUCUCCUUCCCACCCCGGAAACACUUCCCCAUCCCUAACCAGCUACAGCUUUAUUUCCAGCCUAGUUUUCUUUUUUUUUCUUUUGCAAAAGGUGUAAGCCAUUUUGUUGAAACAGGUGCAAGCUUUCCCUUGACGGAGCACACCUCCUCCAAACUGUUUCAUCCAU
This is a messenger RNA of Nanorana parkeri, 1213 nucleotides long. It is a transcript of the gene PAFAH1B3, whose product is annotated as platelet activating factor acetylhydrolase 1b catalytic subunit 3. The coding region runs from base 133 to 813 and encodes 226 amino acids. Lineage: Eukaryota; Metazoa; Chordata; Amphibia; Anura; Dicroglossidae. The transcript is spliced from 6 exons. The record is from RefSeq and is a predicted model, not a curated record.